GCAACUGAAAGAGAGAGGGAGAGAAAGAAGGCACAAGAAGCCUGUAGUUCUUGAUAAUGCGGACUGGAAUAACAGAGCGAUGACCUGACAUCAUAGGAACAUAUCUGAUUUGCUUCACAUUCUAUAAAAACAGGUCUGUGGAAGAGGAGGGAACAAGCUGGAGGUGGAACUAAAGUGACAAGCAACAGUGGAUAGAGGGAAACGAGCUUACUGUACGCACACUUCCCAGAGUGGCACCAACACAUGGACAGUCAGACAAGAUGACCUCUCUUUGGUGUCUUGGUGUUCUGCUUGUCCUCCUGCUCCUCCACCAGGCCCACGGUGAGGAGCCGGAGCCGGAGCCCGUGUUCAGAGCGAAGGGCAGCGUGAUCGAGAUAGGGUAUUGUUUCGGGGUGGAUUACAUUGCCGUUUACAGAUCUUUUCCGGAGGGAGACCAACUACUCGGAAACUCCUCAGCCAACAACACGGCCGGCACACCUCCUGCAGACCUGCAGGAUCGUGCCCGCCUCAGCCAGCAUCAUCACCUGCUCGGGCUGCAGAUCAGAAAUCUCACACGAAUGGACUCGGGGAUGUACAGACGGGAAUGCUGGCAGAACCAGAAGCUUGUCAGCCAGCUCACGCAGCAGCUCUCUGUUUGCGACGAGGAGGUUGAAUCGGAGGAGAUCGUUGUGAAGGAGGGAGCUGCGGCGGUUGAGCUUCGGUGCAACAGCACUUCCUCAGGUCUGGAGGGAACCUCUGUGCACUGGUACCAUGAAAUGUAUCCGUUCUAUAAGCUCACGCGCUUCCUCGACAGCAGCGUUUCACUGGAGCCUCUGGUGGAGGAGAUGAAGGGUGUCGUGGAGGUCAGAGACGGAGGGGCUCUGCUCGUGCUUGACAACAGAGUGCUGAAGAAAAGUCAGCACUUUCACUGUCUUGUGGUCGAAGGUAAGAAUUGCCUCAGUUUCCAAAACAUGUAUUUACCAGACCACACUGAGAGCAAGGACAUUUUUGCCUCACAAGGCGACAGAGUGGUGCUGAAGUGCCCCUCUGACGGUAACAACCAGCAAUGGGACACACCGCUGGGAAAGAUCAAUGGCAGCAGCACGAGGAACAGUCAGGUGUCCAUUUCGGUUGGUGACGAAUCAGGCGACUUCUCGCUGAUCAUUUCUGCAGUCACCGAUGAGCAUAGCGGGGAAUAUUCGUGCAUCUCCUCUUCACUCGAGCUGCAGUACUUGCUGGUACUUUGCCCCAAAAAGAAAAUGCAAGACAAAGUUGAUUUCGAAGGCGGGAACUUCUCGCUGGAAUGCAAAGUGAGCCAAGAUGAUUCCCACAGGGUGCAGUGGUACCACACCGACACGUCAGGGGAAUACAAACUUAUCCAUGACUCAAACGACAAGACUGUUCCCGGCCUGGAGGAUCCGAUGGGCAGGGUGACUGUGUACAACAACGGAUCCUUGCUCACAAUCUCCAGCGUGGAGAUGAAAGAUGCAGGGGUGUACUGGUGUGUUGUCUUAGCCGCCGGGGGCCCCAUCUUCCUGGAGGAUGAUGAUUUCAAAUAUGACUAUAAUGGGGAAGACACAGAGGUUGAUGAAUACGGUGAUGAGCCGUACUGGGACAGCACACACAGGUGCAUUCUUAAACAGGAGACCGUCGUGACACUAAUCAAGUCUGCGACCUUUGAACCAGGGACCAGAAACCUUGACGCCAGCCCCACAGCUGACCCGUCGGCAGCCUCCAAUGUUGCGGCCUAUGCGGCGGGGGCAGGAGUGGCGGCGCUGGUGCUGGUGGUUGGAGCGAUCGCUGCGGGGAUUGCAGUCAAGAAAAGAAGGGCAACAUCUCGACUAAAUGCGGACAAGGGCAUUAACCUGAAUGAGGAUCCCCGUUGUACCCAGGGGUUAACCAGUGAUGAAUGUGGUGCUUAACAGCUUUUCCCGAAGUAGCUUCAGCGUUUUACAUCCAAUUGACAUUAACUGUGCCACGAAACAUGUCCACAAAUCAUGUCUCUGUCCAACUGUUUUCCCCAGUUAGCGCAUAUGAAAUGGUCGUAUUUCUACUUUAACUUUUGUGCUUAUGCUGCCUUCCUUCUCUUAAUCUUAGGUGCUAAUGACUAAUGCUGGAGUGGAAACUAUUAAAAUGUUGUUUUUGCUUUCACUUUUCCAUUUUUAGCCUGUGACUGAAAGUCGUCCACAUUCCCCAUUGCUGUCCUUCCACAAAGUGUCUCUUCCGUUUUUAAAUGGACGAUGUCGUGUCCUUCAGUGCGAGCCAUGUACACAAUGUCUCGGACUUAUCUGAUGGUAUGGCUGUGGUGUGUCAGUGAGUGAUGACUAAAGAAACCUGUCGGGUUUCUCUGCUGUCAACAGAUUGUUCGGUGCCAAUAAGGCUGAGCGACACUGCCAGAAAGUACCCAAAGCUCCGCUGCCAUCCCAUUGUGCUGUGCAGCACAUGGAAGUAACGAGGGGCAACUGCAGAGAGACGGUUCAUGUUAAUGUUAUUGGCACGGCUCCGAAAACUUUGUUCAGAGGAAUGUUUAUGUUUCUGUGUCAUGUUUCUGUGCACCAGAUACUGUAAACGGCAAAUUUAAUAAUUGCUCCUUUUUGGUCUUCACACUUUCCUGGUAGAAAUAUCUGGCUCUUUAGCUACCACAUUUUCCAAAUGUACAAAAAAAAUAAAAUAUAUCUAUAUAUAUAUAUAUAUAUCUAUCUAUAUAUAUAUAGAUAUAUAUAUAGAUAUAUGAAAAGCCAAAGAGAAAAUCAAUGGUAAGAACUCAAGCUGUCACUUCUAUUUUGAUAAUUCCAAAAGGCUGCAUGCAAUGUGCAUUCUGACAAUGAAAGACAGACUGAACAAAUAAACACUGCACACGACAAAUGCACAUGUUUAAGUGUCUGACAUCUCUGUUGUGCAUGCUCUCUAUACCUUAAGCUAUCUCAUCCAACACUACACACAUUAACUACACGGAAAUCAAUAUCUGCUGUGGCUGCGUACUGAGCAAGUUAAGCAGCAGUCCGCCGCAGAGUGAAGAUAUUGAUCCCAUAUCGCAGUUUGUGUUUGCAAAACACAAAAUGGGAUACAGUGUAUGAAGUGAUUAUAUGCGUUGCUAACUGGCUGACUGUGUGAGGGGUGUGCAGUCUUAUGUUUUCACAAAAUAUGAGCAGCCACCACUGUGUCCGGGUGUCGUUGGUGUCACACUCGGGGAGACUGAGGCGCUGCUUCAAGUCUCUUUUGUAACAAGCUCACACGAAUCUGAAUAAAUAUUUUUAAACCAGAA
This is a messenger RNA of Scophthalmus maximus (turbot), 3244 nucleotides long. RefSeq lists its product as uncharacterized. The coding region runs from base 261 to 1901 and encodes 546 amino acids. The record is from RefSeq and is a predicted model, not a curated record. The transcript is spliced from 2 exons. Lineage: Eukaryota; Metazoa; Chordata; Actinopteri; Pleuronectiformes; Scophthalmidae.